GAAUUCUAUCGCAGGCACCAACCAAAAGAAUCGUAUAUUUGAAAAUUGCGCGCGAUCUCUGAUCCUUGGAACAAACGGGUGCUCAUAAAAAAUUCAUGGCGUUUAAAACUGUAUGGCUACGCGGCAUAUCUUUAGGCUUCUACAGCGCACUGGGAAAUUUACAAACUUUGUUACAGACUGCUUAGUUUAUUCAAAUAUAUUAAACACAGAAGAUUAAAAGGUUUAGAGAAAGUUUGUUUAAAGAUGGUGUGAAAACUAGAGUUUUUUCGCCUGAUAUAAACACGUUGCGCAUUUUCUCUUUGAACAUAUGGUGUCAGACUCCCAAAUCAAGUUUUGUUUACGCAUCGGAAUCUUUGCUGAAUAAUGCCCGCUGGAAACCAUAAAGUUGGCCUAAAGUUUUUGUCCAAAAAUGGGAAGAGGAUGAUUAUGGAGCAGAUGUUUAUUUUAGGUCUAGUUUUGUCAUUAGUCAACAGUGGAAGCUGCUCGGGCCACAGAUUGCAGCCACAUAUCAUACUCGUUGUAUUGCGAGAUUUGGGCUGGGAUGAUGUCAGCUUUCAUGGGAACGCAGAAAUACCAACACCAAAUAUUGACAGAAUUGCAAAUCAUGGAGUGAUCCUUCAGGAUUAUUACGUCACACCAAGAUGCGAAGAUUCUGUAUCAGCCUUGAAAACUGGAAAGCAUCCAAUAAACUACAGGCCGGGACAGCAGUUUUCAUAUGAUAUGUGGAACUAUCUUGACAUCCAGCAAUACGUCAUACGAGAAGCAGGAAUGAUUGAUUGCAGCGAUACGCCGAUUCCAUUUUAUCCCUGGGAUGCAGUUCGAGAGGCAGAAUAUAUCCUUCGAGAUCACGAUCAGUAUUACCCAUUAUUUCUGCAAGUGAAUUUUCCUCAGAUGAGGGCUGAUUAUCCAGGCCAAGUGCCACCAGAAUACCUAGCACGUGCAGCGAAUAUCAUGAGUGAGCCGCGCCAGGUUUUUGCAGGGAUGGUCAUGGAGCUUGACAAAGCUGUUGGUCAUCUGGUGCGACUUUUAUACGACACAAAAAUUCUACACGAUGCCAUAGUAUUCUUUACUACAUUAACUGGUGCGACACAGAACAACAAUAUUUACACGUACCCGUCAAACUAUCCAUUAAAAGGAGGCAACGGAACAAUGUGGGAAGGAGGCUCAAGAGCUCUCGGAUUUGUAUACAGUAACAGGAUAACACAGAAAGCACGAGUUACACAUGGACUCGUCCACAUCACUGAUUGGCUGCCGACUUUCUUUUCAUUGGCUGGUGGCAACCCCCAGCAUAUCGUGGAAGGAGACGGCUUUGACGUGUGGAAUUUGAUUGACAGCGAAGCUCCCUCGCCAAGAAACGACAUUCUCUAUGGAAUUUACGGUGAUAGAGGGGCAGUACGAGUGGCAGACCAUAAAGUUAUUGUCAAGGAGAAAUCAGUCAUGUUCUACCUUCAGCGCAGAAACAAACAAGGCCCAAACGCCCCAACAACAGUUUGGGAUGCUGAGCUCCAAUGUUCUGUUACCAAUGUUUCGAUUGGAUGCUGGCCUGAGGUGGAGCCUUGCCUCUUUAAUGUACGGCAAGAUCCGUGCGAGAUGAACAAUCUAGCUUACUAUUAUCCAGAUUUAGUAAAAACAAUGCUAUACACCUUGAAUAAAUAUAACGACACAGCCAAAUACAAAAAUAGAAAACGGCGAAGUGUGACAGAGACAACGCUGUAUCAAGAAACAGUUGCACAUUUAGAUAAGAGUGUUAAAAAACGCGAGAGGAUGCGAAGGACCAGUAUUAAGCCUUGAAAUAGACUUUGACUUCCUGCGAAGGAGCAUCACCCAGAAUAGCGACUUUAUUUAUGGACAUCUUUUUUAGACAUAGCUUGAUUCCUUUUUAUUGUAAUUAUAUUUGGAUUAAUUAUAAAGCUGAGUCUAUUAGAGCAAUAUCCCAUUCAGAAAUGACGUAAUGACAAAGGGGUAAAAAGGGGGAUCUUCCCUUUCGUGGACCCUGACUGUGAACGAAGAGUUAGGGGUAGGGGUGUAUUGCUACAAGAAGAGCGUGGAAUGGUGAGGGGACAUGAUUCUCGCACAAAUUUAAGAGAAAAGAAAUAUCAAGUGAGAGAAGGCCAAAUCCAUUUGCAGAAAUUUUCGAAACUCGCUUUAAGAGCAGUAUAGCACCAAUGCAAACACAAUUAGUUCGGACAAACAGGUAAUAUAAUUGCCAUGAUAAAGAAAUUCCAAAUAUCUUCGAGGUUGGGGACAUACUAGAUAAAGGCGAGUUAAACAAUGACAAUGCUCCCUAAGGUAGUGAUGCUUGUUGCAAUUAGCGGUUUUUAUAUAACAAAAUGACCAGGUCGCAAUAUCCUUCACACUAAAGGUUAGGAUGCUAAUCUCAACUUUAGCUAUUUUUAUUAAAAUUGCAUUUAUGUCUUACAUUUAUGAAUGACAACUUGUUGUAUUAAAGUAAUCUUCCAUUGAAGAA
Molecule: messenger RNA, 2467 nt
Organism: Rhopilema esculentum
Lineage: Eukaryota; Metazoa; Cnidaria; Scyphozoa; Rhizostomeae; Rhizostomatidae
Product: arylsulfatase I
Molecular function (GO): sulfuric ester hydrolase activity
Source: RefSeq, a predicted model, not a curated record